Molecule: messenger RNA, 15252 nt
Organism: Colletotrichum destructivum
Lineage: Eukaryota; Fungi; Ascomycota; Sordariomycetes; Glomerellales; Glomerellaceae
Product: Putative AMP-dependent synthetase/ligase domain, Condensation domain, AMP-binding, ANL
Exons: 6
Coding region: 1-15252 (5083 amino acids)
Biological process (GO): amino acid activation for nonribosomal peptide biosynthetic process; secondary metabolite biosynthetic process
Cellular component (GO): cytoplasm
Molecular function (GO): catalytic activity; phosphopantetheine binding
Source: RefSeq, a predicted model, not a curated record
AUGCGCGACAGUGAUGGAGCACGGGAGAAGCUUUCUUCUUCCACCGUCUCUUGGAACACGUCUACGCAGUUCACUGCCCAACAUGAUGACAGAAGCAGCGACGACAAGCAGGGAGACACCGCGGCAGCGUUGCUGAUGCUGCUGCUGCCGGGCGUAGAUCUUGCUCUGGAAGCCCUUGAGAACCACAAUGGCACCAUCAGCAACUACCGGAUGGCGUACCGUCUGACGCUCAUGUCUGAUGACGAAGCCCGGAACGUCGCCGCGACGUUCAAGCACAUCCUGGCUCUCCUGCACGCGAACCCCAACCAGCGAGUGGCCACCCUCAACCCCAGCGAGAGAGACAUCGACCAAAUCAUGGCCUGGAAUCCGUGUCCCGGGACUGGCGACUUGAAGCAGGACGCUCGCCUGAUCCACGAGGUCUUUCAGGAGCAAGUCCGCAGCCGGCCGAGCUGGGUGGCCAUCGACGCAUGGGACGGCCGGAUGACAUACUCGGAGCUCGACGAGGCAUCGGACAGACUGCGAGACAGGCUUCGGCAUGCCGGCCUCGGUCCGGGAGACGGCGUGCUUCUUUGUUUUGAAAAGUCGGUGUGGAUGUCCGUGGCGAUGCUGGCCGUCCUGAAGACGGGGGCAUUCUGCUCGAACCUGGACCCGGACUACCCCGAGCAUCGCGUGACGCAGAUCGCCGAAGCAACAGAGGCAGUAUUCUUGGUGGCUUCUCCAGCUCAAGUAGAGAAGCUCAAAGGUUAUGAGAUAUCACAGCAGCUUGGCCUGGUGCAGGUCCCGAGCAACGGCGGGGAUGAACAUGAACAAGAUGCUGGUGAUUAUCACGCCCGUCAUAGCACGAAACAGCAGCACCAACAACACCAACAACAAACAAGACUUUCACCCGACAGCACGGCGUUCAUCGUCUUCACCUCCGGCAGCACGGGGGUGCCCAAGGGCAUCGUCGUCUCCCACGCCAACGUCUGCACCGCCGUCGCCGCGCUCGGGGACGCGUUCGGCGUGGACGGCACCACGCGGGCCCUCCAGUUCGCCGCGCACUCGUGGGACGUGAGCGUGCAAGACUACCUGGGCUCGCUGCUGCGCGGCGCUACGGUGUGCGUCCCCUCGGACGACGAGCGCUGGAACGACCUGGAGGGCUAUAUGGCCCGGACGGCGGUGAACUGGGCGCACCUGACGCCGACGGUGGCUCGCACGCUGCGUCCUGGGAGAACGUCCAAGAGCCUGCGGACGCUCCUGCUGGUCGGCGAGCCGAUGGGUGACGCGGACAUCGCCGGCUGGGUCGAGGCCGGGACCCGGGCUUUCAACGUCUACGGGUGUACCGAAGCUACCUGGGUGCAAGUGUCCAGACCCAAGGAUGGCGCACAAGUCGGCCGCGGACACGUGAGCGGGUACGGAAUCAACACGAGGGUUUGGGUCGUCCGGCGAGGGGACCAGGCCCUCAGUCCGGUUGGCUGCACGGGGGAGAUAUGGCUCGAGGGCCCCAUGGUCACUCAGGGGUAUAUCAACGUUGAUCCGCUCCUUGAACAGAGAAGCUUCCCCAACAGGCCGGACUGGGCGGAGAGGCUUCUUGGACGCACUCACGUUGACGGCAAACACAGAUACUACCGCACGGGCGACCUCGGCCGCCUCUGCGCCGACGGCGCCCUCGAGGUCAUGGGGCGGACCGACACCCAGGCCAAGCUCGGCGGCCAGAGACUCGAGCUGUCCGAGGUGGAGCACUACCUGAGAGAGGCUUCGGCGUUUCAAGCCGCUUCGGUCUUUAUACCCAAGGCCGGGCCGUUUGCCGGCAGACUGACGGCUGUUUUGGGCGAUCUGCCUAUGGGAGGAAGCAUCGAAGAUCGUCAUAAUCACCGCCAUCAUCAGCUGUCCAAGGCCGAGGAGGACGAGGAGGAGGAGAUCCUCGAGCCGCAGCUGUUGCGCUGCUCUCCACCGGUGGCGGCGGAGAUUGCGACGAAACUGGGUAAAGCACUACCGAGCUUCAUGGUCCCAGUCGUAUGGAUGAGCAUCUCUCGGUUUCCCAUGACUGCAUCCGGGAAGCUGGCACGCUCUCAGAUCCUAUCCCAGCUGGAAACCAUGUCUGGCGGGGCAUCUGACUCUGCUCAGUAUGGAGAGUUGGUGAGGCAAGACGAAGUCGAUGUAUUAUUACCAGAGACCCCGCCUGGUGAUUCAACACCUGGAGAAGAGGCCUUCCUGCAGCAUGUCUGUGCCUCUCUGUUGGGCAUCGAACCGGCCAGCGUCGACCUCGGCAAGUCGUUUGUGUCGCUGGGAGGCGACUCUAUCAGAGCGAUGCAGAUCGUGGCACGGUACCGGGCCGUUGGGAAGCGCAUCACAGUCAGGCAGCUCUUCAACAGCCGAUGUCUUCUCGAAGUAGCCGCCCAGGUUGAGGGGCUACAAGACGUAUUAGCCGACGCAGUCCGGCAGCAGAUAGAGGACAUGGGCGAGGCCCUGCUGUCUUUGCCCACCAUCAACAGCCUCGACGAUGUGGAGGAUGUGUUCCCACUGUCUCCGAUGCAAGACUCGCUGGCGCUCAGCCUCGCGCGGCUGGGAGGCCGGUUCUACAUGGACGAGUUCGUCUGGGAGGUUCGGGCCGCGGACGGCUCUCGAAUCGACAUGGAUCGUCUUGAAGAAGCGUGGGAGGCGGUGGUCGCGCGCCACCAGGCUCUCCGGACGAUGUUUGUCGAGGUCGAGGUCGACGCUGACGUCCCGGAGAGAAAGAUUAUAGGAUCGAGUAUGCCGUUAUACCAGGUCGUACUCCGACGGAGCCCGGCAAGCUGCCAUCGAGUGCGGGCUUCGAACGACGACGAUGUACCACGCGUUGCGCGGGAGCACCCUCGGAUGCUGGAUACCCUGAGCCAUCACCAGCUCAUCCACGCCGGUCUUCCUACGCACAGCAUGCUGAUGGUCUACCACGACGGAGACGGAAACGGAGACGGUCACGGCAGAGUCUGGUGCAGGCUAGAGGUGAGCCACCUGGUGGAGGAUGCCAUGUCCAUCCUGCCGCUGCUCCGCGACGUCUCCCUCGCAUACCGGCAUUCCACCGAGGGCCCCGGUCCCGGUCCCGGCAUCGGCUCACUGACGGUUGGUGGCGAGUUUGUGCGGUAUAUCCGCAACCGGGAGAGGCACGAAGCAAGCUUGGCGUAUUGGAGCUCGUACUUGGAGGGCGCCCAGCCGUGUCUGUUCCCCAGUCUCGUCGACUCGAGCAGCGACUCGAAGCCGGAGCAUGUAAGUGACGAUGUAUCAUCAGAUGGACGACACCGAGAGCAACACGUCGUACAAGUCGCACUUAACGACCCGAGGACGCGGGGCCUGCAGCAGGCGGUGGCACGUCUGGGCCUCACGCUGCCGACCUUCUUCCAAACGGUCUGGGCGCUGGUCCUCUAUAUCUACUCGGGGAAAACUGACGUGGUUUUUGGCAACGUCGCGUCAGGGCGGGACGUCCCGAUCCCAGACAUCGAGGAGGCCUUUGGGUCCUUCUUGGGCAUCCUGGUCUGUCGAGUGGACCUCGGCCGUCAACAACAGAAAGAUGAUGAUGAUGAUGAUGAUGAUAACGAUGCAGAUGGUGUCGAGACCGAGGAGAGCGGCUCGCCGCGUGGCCCGACACUUCUGGGCAUCAUGAAGGAAAUCCAGCGAGCCACGAUCGAAGGGAGCAGCAAGCAGUCGUGUUCCCUCGCGGAGAUACAGGAGGCUGCCGAUCUGUUCCGCGACAGGAGCUCCAGGGUGCCGUUGUUCAACUCGGGCAUCUCGUGCCGGCCGCUCAUCACGGAGAGCGACCAGGAGGACUUUGCGUUGCGGUUCCAGCAGAUGGACAACAGGGAACUGACCGAGAUGGACCUUGCCCUGAUUGUAGAGACGGGCCAGGAUGCAAUGAGUGUCUACCUCCAAUAUCAAUCAUGGUUCCUGAGCGACGCAGCGGCGGCCAACGUCGCCGAGACGGUCAGCCACCUGGCCACGGAGGCCCUGCUUAACCCCCGGAGGAGCAUCCACGACGUGGGAAAGGUGAGCCCACGGGACCUCGCGCAGAUCUGGGACUGGAACAGGGAGGGCGUGCCGCCCGUCGAGGAGGUGAUGCACUCCUUCGUGGAAGAGAGGAUGCGGGCGAGCCCCGGACGGCAGGCCGUGUGCAGCUGGGACGGCGACAUGACGUACGGCGAGCUGGACCGCGCCACCGGGUGCGUUGCGCAGUACCUUCGGGACUCGUGCGGCGUCGUGCCGGACAGCGUCGUGCCCAUCUGCUCCGAGAAGUCGACAUGGGCCGUGGUGGCCAUGCUCGGCGUCAUGAGGGCCGGAGGGUGCUUCGUGAUGCUGGACCCAGGCCAUCCCGACUCGAGGCUGCUCUCCAUCGUUGAGCAGGUCCGUCCGCGCGUGAUGCUGUCUUCUUCGAGGCAGAAGGCUCGCCUGGGACGCUGGGCGAGAGACUUGGAUCUGUUCGAGUCGAAGGAUGGCGGCCCUCCCUCUCCUAUAUCAGUGCAAGUUCUGGCCAUCACGGAAGACUGGGUCAAGCGGCGGAUGAACAUGACCGAGACCUCCGGCCUUCCGACAUGCAUAUGCCCCGAGGUCCGGCCCCGGCACGCCAUGUACGUCCAGUUCACUUCCGGCACGACGGGCGCGCCCAAGGGGGUCGUCAUCUCGCACCGCAACUUCGCCACGGGCUUCCGGCGCCACUGCGCGGCCACCGAGGUGUGGCCUCACACGCGGGCGCUGCAGUUCUCGGCCUACAGCUUCGACUCGAGCGUCGGGGAGAUCCUCACGACGCUGGCCGUGGGCGGGUGUCUCUGCAGCCCCUCGGACGAGGACCGCAACAUGGACAUCGUCGCCUUCAUCGCGCGCUCCGGCGCCAACUGGGCCGCCUGGACCCCUUCCUUCGCCUCCCUCAUCGACCCGGACGACGUGCCGAGUCUGAACGCCAUGUGCCUGGCCGGCGAGCCGCUGUCGGCGUCGCUCGUCGACCGGUGGGCGGACCGCGUCUGGAUGGUCAACAUCUACGGGCCGAGCGAGUGCAGCAUGGCCUCGACGGUCAACAACCCGGUCACCCGGGACUCUCUCCCGUCCAACAUCGGCCGGGCACACCGCUCCGUGACGUGGAUCGUCGACGAGGACGACCACGAGCGCCUGCAGCCCAUCGGCGCCGUGGGCGAGCUGCUGAUCGAGGGUCCCGUCGUGGCGGACGAAGGAUACCUUGGCCGCCCGGACGUGACGAGCCGCGUCUUCAUCGGGGCGCCGUCCUGGCUGCGGGGCGGGCCGCAUGCCCGCCCCGGCGCGCGCUUGUAUAAGACGGGCGACCUUGUGCGGUACAGCUCGAACGGGAGCAUCAACUACGUCGGCCGGAAAGACACGCAGCUCAAGAUCCACGGACAACGCGUCGAGGUGGGCGACAUCGAGCAGCAUCUGCGCGUCUGCAUGGCCCAAAUCGUUCAAGGUGGGGGAGGGGUGUCCUCGCCUCCUCCUGUUGCCGUCGAGCUGUUGCACAAGCAGGAAGAGCAGCAACACGGAUCGGAGGUGCUGGCGGCCUUUAUCGUUGUUGGCGAUGGUGAUAGCGAUGCCGGUGAGAGCAGGAAUGCUUCGUGUGUUAGUGGUGGGAACACAAGACAACAGGACCGGGAUCGAAGCAAGACUUCUCUGGACUUGGUUGCUUCUGACCCCCAGACCCUGGCCCGGUUCCGGUCUCUCGUCGAGCGGAUCCGACACUCGACGCUGCCGUUGCCGUCGUACAUGAUACCGCGCAUCUUUGUGCCGCUCAAGACUCUGCCGACCACCACGGCCGGCAAACUGGACCGUCGUGCUCUCCACCGAGUCGCGGUCGACAUGGGUCGUCAGCGCCUUGUCUCGUUUUCUGUUCAGCCCGACCCGGGAAGCAACAGCAGCAGCAGCAGCAGUAGCAGUGAUGCUGUGAAUACCGACACUCGCUUGGAAGAACAACAACCGAGUGAUUUCGAGCCCUCCUCGGUGGAAGACAUCGUGACGGGCUUCGUGGCGAGGCUGCUCGGGUUGGAUACGGUUGGCAUUCACGAUGACUUUUUCAACCUGGGCGGCAACUCGGUGGUGGCCAUCCGACUCAGUGGCAUGGCACGCAGACACAACCUCGCUCUGAGAGUGGCAGACAUCUUUGAGAAGCCUCGUAUCAUCGAUAUGGUGGCCAGAAUCCGUGCUGCCCGAGAAGCAGCGUCGACGACCAACAUCAACGUCAAUGGGGAGGAAUCUCAUAUCACAGACAACGGCUCAGUACACCCGCAAAAGGACCAGCAAGACGUGACACCACCACCGUUCCAGCUGCUCCGUAAGAGCAGCUUACUUCCAUCAGACGAAUCAUCAUCACCAUCCAUCGACGAUUUCGUACGUAGCGUUGCCACGGAAUGCGGCAUGGCCGUCGGCGAGGUCGAGGACGUGUUCCCGUGUACGCCCCUCCAGGAGAACUUGAUGGCCAUCUCGACGCGCCGGACAACGACGACGAGUCCGCAACCGUACGUCGCCCAGCAGGCUUUUCUUCUCUCAGAUCGAGUGGACGCGGCGCGCCUCAGAGCAGCCUGGCGGGCCACCCUGAGCAAACACGGCUUGCUGCGUAGCCGUAUAGUCUCGACGCCUCGGGGGGGAGUGCUGGUGAUGGCCAAGAAACCGGGCCCAUCGCAGUGUACCAUUUAUCAUCACGCAGGCUCUCUAGAGAGCUUCUUGACCGAGCAGCAGAACCAGGUGCGUUUCAACUAUGGCGGGCCUCUCAUAGAUAUUGCCUUUGUGUACUGUUCCGAGGCCGAGUCCGGCAACAAGCAUCGAACCACUGGCCGGGUCAACGGUGGAAGCCGCGGAUAUAUCGUCUUCCGAGCCCAUCACUCCAUCUAUGACGGAUGGUCUCUCCAGUUGAUCUGGGACGAGGUUGCGUCGGUCUACAGCCAACCACCCCAGUCCCACACGUCCAUUAACAAGGACAUGAUGAACAUGGACACGGGAGAAGAGAUGAAAUACAGCCCACCUUUCCAGACGUUCGUGAGCUGGGUACAGCAGGCGGCCGGUAAAGACUCGGAGACCUUCUGGCGGGAAACACUGGCCGAUGCAGAUGAGGAAGACAGCAGCACCCUGUUCCCGGCCGUCCCAGCCGGGCAUCAGACCUUGGCCCGCGCAAAACUGACCCGUGUGCUUCCCCGACGGCCCCAGAUCCCCCGGCACUCGGACUCGAGCGUCACGGUGCCGACGUUGGUACAAGCGGCUUGGGCUGUCGUCCUCGCUCUCUACGGCGGGACCACGGCCGUCACCUUCGGCGCGGUCCUCUCCGGCCGGGACACGCCGAUGCCGGGCAUCGAGCAGCUCGUCGGCCCCACCAUGGCGACCGUGCCGCGUCACUUCCAGGUGCGCCGUGAUCAGACCAUCGCCGACUUCCUCUCCCGCGCCCACCGGACCGGGUUGGCCAGCACGGCACACCAGCACCUCGGGCUCGACAGCAUCCUCCGGCUCGGGCCCGGGCCCCGGGCGGCCUGUGACUUCCGGUCUGUCGUCGUCGUCCAGCCCGCCGAGUACUCGGACUCGCUGUCCGGGGCCCAGGCGAGGAUCGGGAUCCGCAACGUCGACGACGAGGAGCACAACCCGGCCGCCGACGACGCCUUCCAUCCGUACCCCCUCAACGUCGAGUUCUCGCUCCUGCGUGACGGCCGCGUCGCCGUCGAGGUCCGCUUCGACCCGGACUGCGUCGAGGAACACCGCGUGGACAGCAUGGUCCGCUGUUUCGACUCGCUAUGUCGCGGGAUCGGACAGUCCUGCCCGGAAGACACGCUCGCCAGCAUCAUGAAGAAUUUGCAAGAUGACCCUGGCUCGGCAGUGUCGUCCCCGAGUCCGUUUGUGCCCUUCACGGAACACUACAGCCGCAUGGAAGACGUGAUUGCCUACCGUGCAGCACGACAACAGGAUAGCCCGGCACUGGUCGCCACGGGAGCCUCGCUGACGUACCGGGAGCUCGAGACCCGGGCCACCCGGCUUGCCCGCCGGCUUCUUGCAAGCAGACACUGCCUUUCCCUGGAGACUGAAGAAGAUGGUGGUGAUACGGGGGACAACACAAAAGACCGAUUCGUUGCCAUCUGCAUGCCCAAAUCCCCCGUCGCCAUCGUAGCGAUGCUGGCCAUCUGGAAGGCCGGCGCGGCGUUCACGCCCCUCAACACAUCCCAUCCGCCCUCGCGACUGACGAGCAUCGUUACCCGGGCCGGAGCCACGCUUGUUCUCUGCUCGCCCUCCACGAGGUCCGUCUUUGAUGGCGUCGAGGGAGUCGAAGUCUGGGUGCUCGACGAAGAGUCACUUUCUCUUGACGAUGCUUCUGUGGCCGAGGAGGAUGAAGACGAUGAUUACUACGUUCUCCCGCAUACUGCACAAGCAAACGAUUAUAACAACAACAACACCACCACCAAAAACCCAUCCAUACAUAAAUCACCCCACCCCGACGACGCCGCCUACCUCCUCUUCACCUCGGGAAGCACCGGCGAACCGAAAGGCGUCGUCGUCCAGCACCGGGCCCUUUGCAGCGGCAUGGCCGCCCAGGCGGCGGCCAUCCGGUGCACCUCGGAGACGCGCAUGCUGCAAUGCGCCAACUUCGCCUUUGACGCGUCCAUCCUCGAGAUCUUCGCGCCCUUGAGCGUCGGCGGCUGCGUGUGUCUGCCCGACGACGCCGAGCGCAUGGCGGACCUGGCCGGCUUCAUCCGCCGGCACGCCGUCAACGCGUGCACCUUCACGCCGUCCCUUCUGCGCCUCCUCGACCCGGCCGGCGUGCCCGGUCUGCGGACCAUCGUCUCGGGAGGCGAGCCGCUGACGAGGACGGACAUUGAAGCCUGGCUCGGCGGUCUACCGCGUGAGGAAGACCGGCGGCGGAUGUACAACGUCUACGGCGUGACCGAGGCCUGUGUCGUCUCGGCCGCCAUGCCCGUGACCCUGUCCACCAGCCCGCGGGCGGUGGGAUUCCCCGUCGGAGCUUCGCUGUGGCUCGUCAGCCCCGUGUCCGGGAUGCUGGCCCCGCCUGGGGCCGUCGGCGAGCUGUUCCUAGAGGGACCGGCGUUGGCUCGCGGGUAUCACGAAGACGAGCCGAGGACUCAGACCUCCUUUGUUGAUGACCCGGCGUGGCUCGUCGGCGGUGUCAGCCGGCCCCGGCCAACACGUGUUUACCGCACCGGCGAUCUGAUGUACCGCAACGGCGACGGGUCGCUUUCGUUCCUCGGGAGAAGAGACGGGCAGGUCAAGAUCCGCGGCCAGCGCGUCGAGCCGGACGAGGUUGCCAACAUGAUCCGUGGCUGGAUCUCAUCGCGACGGGCGGAGUCCUCUACACCGUUACUCCUCCUGCCCAACGCCGCCGUCACGUCGUUCCGCCCUGCCGACUGCCUCGUGGCCGUCAUCUCCAGCUCACAGCCGUUGAAGUGCGAUGGUGACGGCAAUGGUGAUGGUGAAGCUGUCGAAGGAGACCAUACCGUUUACGACGUCGAGGGUGUGGCGUGUUCUCUGGCGCUGCAUUCCGCUCUGGCAACGUCUGCCGGUCUCGGCAACAAGCCCGGAGCCCUUCAUGUCGGCCAACAACAACAACCUUCGACCCUGGCUCUCGAAGCCGCAGAGCUGGACGCUUACUUGCGCCGUCGGAUCCCUGAAGUUAUCGUCCCCAAGGCCUAUAUAGCCGUCAACUCCAUACCCGUCACCCCGUCAGGGAAGCUCGACGCCCGCUGGGUCCUCAGGUGUCUCGAGACGCUCGCAGCAAAACACGGACUGGUGUUUCGAGGCUCGGCAACGAUAACAUCAUCAUCGUCUACUUCAACGAUAGAUGCUGGUCUGGGGACGACAAUCACACACCAUCUCUCAGGGGACGCAAAGCUCCUCCAGGAUUGCUGGGCCGAGGUCCUCCGCAUCCACCCUGCCACCCUGAUCGGAGAGGAAGCCGACUUCUUCCACAUGGGAGGCAGCUCCGUCACCGCCAUCCGUCUCAUCAGCCUGCUGCGCAGCCGUGGACGACUGCUUUCAUACGAGGCCGUGGUGAUGCACUCCCAGCUGGGAGACAUGGCAGCCACUCUGGCGCCGCUGGGAGAGGAGCAGCGUUUGUCACAGGGAAAUGGUGUGAAUGAAGCUCAUCUCAGAGUCCCCCGUCCCUUUGAGAUGGUUGGAGGGGAUGGGGCAAAGCUCGAGUCGAUCCUUGACGAACUGAUGCUACAAUAUGGUAUAGACCGAGUUCAAGUAUACGACGUCUACCCUUGCACUCCGAUGCAAGAGGCCUUCAUGGCCAUGAGCGUCAUGCACCAGGGAGCGUACAUCUCCUUUCAAACCCUGGAGAUCCCGGCCGGGCAGUUCACAGACUUUCAAUCAGCGUGGCACUCGAUCCACCAGCGCCACGAGCUGCUCCGUACGCGCAUCGUGCCCUGGCUCGGCGGCGAGGAUGAAGCCAGCCCACAGGGACCCCUCCCUUCUCCCAGCACAGCCUUGCAGGUCGUCAUCGCUCCGGAGUACGAAAUCCAAGACGCGUACUGGCGACGGGCUCCAGAUGUGGACAGCUUCGUCCGCGACGUGAACGAGAGUCACAGGUACGGGCAGCGACUGGUCAAACUGGCCUGGGUGAUGGCGGAGGAGGAGGAGGGCGAAAACGAGAAAACAGUCCAAGUCAUCAUUGCCGCACACCACUCCGUCUACGAUGGUUUCUCCAUGGCCAUGCUCUGGCAGGAGUUGGGAGUCGAGAUGGACGCGCUCAGAAAACGCACCUCCAGCGGCACCGCCGGGGGAGUCGUUGAUGCUACAGUCGCGCCGAGGAGACCGCCUUUCAGUACUUAUAUCCGGCAUUUGUGCCUCCUGAACCAGACUGACGAGCCAACGGUAUUCUGGCGAGAGACGCUUCGCGGGGCCUCGGAUGGCAAACUUUUUCCGGUGGUGUCUUCACCCGUUUCCUUGUCAUCGUCUUCGGCGGACUCGGACUCGGACCCGGACCCGGAAGACCGGCGGCCGGCGGCGUCAUCCACCCGGGGCGGAACGGCCGUCCUUGGCAACAACACCUCCCGGACCAAAUUCCGGCUCGUCGACCUGGCCCACGCCGCCUGGGCUCUUACCGUGUCGCACUACACCGCCAACCCGGACGUCGUCUUCGGCGUCAUCUCGUCCGGCCGUGAGUCCAUCGCCGGAUUGUUGCCCGACUUAGAUCCGGCCGCACUCGCCGGGCCGACCAUGGCGUCCGCGCCGCUACGGCUGCAUGUCGACUACGCGCGGCCGACGCACGAUUACCUCGAGGAUGUGCGGCAGAAGGGGCUCGACCUGGCGCGCUUUGCCCACGUUGGCCUCCAGCGCAUCUCCCAGGCGAGCUCGGAUGCCCGUCGUGCAUGCCGCUUCGAGAGCAUCGUCGUCGUGCAGCCUGCGUCGCCGUCUCUGUCGCCCGCCUCCUCCUCCUCGGAAGCUGUCUCUGAAGACGCCGUCGAUGUCGAAAAGUUCCUAUCCGGCAUCAAACAAGUGCAAACGCCCACCAUGUAUCCCCACCCCCUGAUGGUGGAAUGCGUACCGCUGCCACCGAACGACGCCGGGCACCGUGAAGUCCGAGUCAACCUCGGCUACGAUCCGCGUAUGGUCACUGAUGAGUUCGCGCACCGGGUUCUGCUCACGUUCACCGGGAUCAUGUCUCAGCUUGCAAGAGACGACACCAUGGGCGUGCCGCUUUGCAACCUGCGAGGCUUGUCAGCCGAAGACGAGGCUCUUCUCCUGGAACGCGCGAGACGUCAAACACCCAAGCCAGUCGACGCGUGUGUUCAUGACUUGGUCCGCCGCCAGACGGACUUACACGCCAACGAUGUAGCGGUUGAUGCAUGGGACGGGGCCUUGACCUACGCCGAGCUGACGGCGGCGUCUGUACGCCUCGGGAACAGGUUGAGGGACAGGUUCGGAGACUGCCGCGGCCGAGCAUUCCCGAUGCUGUGCCGCAAGUCGAAAUGGGCCAUCGUCGGCAUGCUGGCCAUCUGGCACGCCGGCGGGCAUCUCGUGCCCAUGGAGCCUACCCAUCCGAUUCAGAGGCUGCGGCUCGUGGCCAGCACCGUGGCCGCUUCCGCUGUGCUCGUUUCCUCCGACUGUCUUUCCACCGGUCUGGAAACGGGUUGUCCGUGUAUCGUCAUUGACGAUGACGGUGAUGGCAGUGGUAUUGAUCUGGCAUACAUCUUGUUCACAUCUGGCAGCACCGGAACUCCCAAGGGCGUCAUGGUCGAGCACAGGUCGCUCAGCUCGUCGCUCGUGGCCCUGGGGAGCAGCCACGACAUGACGCCGGCCACGCGCACGAUGCAAUUCGCCUCGUACGCCUUUGACGCCAUGCUGGUCGAGAUCUGGAGCACCUUGGUCUUUGGCGGCUGCGUGUGCGUCCCGUCGGACCAGCAGAGGAUGAACGACAUGACUGGCUUCAUCACCACUGCCCGUGUGAACCACCUCUUCUGCACGCCGUCCCUGUCUCGGACGAUCCCCCCAGACGCCGUGAUGCCGUGGCCGCUGGAGAAGGUGAGCCUCGGCGGUGAGGCCAUGUCCCAAGGCGACGUGGACCGUUGGUGUUCGCGUGGUGCCUGGCUGUCCAACGGCUACGGACCGACCGAGGCCUGCAUCGCGUCGACGGUUCAGGUCAUGAUCCAAGCCACUCCCAUCGGCACCGUGGGAUUCCCUCUGGACAGUUGUAGACUCUGGGUUGUCAACCCGCUCAAGCAGCAGCAACAUCAACAUCAACAUCAGCAACAACAAGAACAACAUGAACAUCAUCCCGGCCAAUACGAGCUGGCACCGAUCGGAGCCAUCGGCGAGCUUUACAUCGAGGGCGUCAACGUGGCCCGCGGCUACCUCCACGACGAGGCCAAAACAGCCGCCGCCUUCUUGGAGAGGCCGCCCUGGCUCGAUGGGCGGCAGACCAAAGACAGCAGCGGCACCACGCCCGAUGACGAGAAGCAUUACAGGGUGUACCGCACCGGCGACCUGGCGUACUACAACCCCGACGGGAGCCUACGUCUGGUGGGCCGCAAGGACGCGCAGGUCAAGUUGCGCGGCCAGAGGGUCGAGCUUGGCGAGAUCGAGGAGGCCAUCCGUCAACGUAUCCCGCCGUCCAUCACGGUGGCCGUGAGAUCUUUUGAGACCGCCGGCCAUGGUGACAACAGAGGGGAUGAUGAUGAUGAUGAUGAUGAUGAUGAUGAUGGGGCAAGACGCUUUCCUGACACCGUUCAUCCUCAGUCGUCCAUGUUGCUGGCCGCCUUCGGGGUGGGUUCAAGUUCCGGCAAUAAUGAUGAUGAUGCCGGGGAACAAAGAGGGACAUGUGUGGUUGAGAACCCAGACACGCUGCUGGCCAUGCGUGAGAUGAUCUCCCGGCUGCAACAAGAGCUCCGGGCAGUUCUGCCAACAUACAUGGUGCCCGAUGGCUAUGUGCCUCUCCAGUCUCUGCCCUUCAACAGCUCGGGCAAGCUGGACGAGAGGGCCUUGCGGGAGUGUAUCGGGUCGUUGACCCCUGACUUGAUCGCCUCCUUCUCAACAAUAUCUUCCGGUUCCUCUCCUUCUUCUUCAGACGCGUCGCUGCCAGAGGACGGACCGCUGUCGAAGCACGAAGCCCUCCUCGCUGGCCUCUGGAUGCGUCUCCUCUCUGCGUAUUCCACCCCCGAAGAAAGCAGCAACAGCAGCAACAAAAAUACCAACAGAAGAACCACGUUGAGGCGGCGAGACGACUUCUUCAAGCUGGGCGGCGACUCCAUCACGGCCAUGAGACUGGUGGCUCUGGCGCGGCGGUACGAUCUCGGGCUCACUUGGCGAGACAUCGUCACAAACCCCACGCUGUCCGCGAUGGCGGGUGCCAUGAGAGUCAACACAAGCACAAACGAAGACGAGUUGAUUCUUACAGACACAAACGACGAAGCUGCCGCUGACGAAUGGAAGGCCGAGGCGUUCAAGGCCGUCCACGACGCAGGGUGCCUCCCGGCUGGGGUCGACGUCAUUGACGUUCUCCCUCCGACACCCGUCCAAGCGGACUUUAUGAACGCCACGGUCUCGUUCCCGGGCGCCCAUGUCUCGAGCCUCAUCUUCAAGCUCGACGACCCGUCUCUGGACGUGGCCCGGUUGCAGUCUGCCUUUGACCGCUGUGCCGCCUGGUUCCCGAUUCUUCGUACCCGUCUCGUCCGGGUGUCCGUCCCGCCGCGGCCCCGUGUUAGCCCGGCGUCUGGAGACAACAUUGGGCACGAUGAGAUGGUACAGAUUGUCGUUGCAGAGCCGCCGGCCUGGACCACCACGUCUUCUGGAUCACUGGAGGAAGCACUCGAGGCGGAAGCGAGAACGUCGCCCAGCCUGGGACAGGCCCUCUCACGAUUCCGCGUGGUGCUACAACAACCGGACUCGGGGGAGGACGCAUGCAGAGGAGGACCAUGUCCCACGCACCUCAUCUGGACGCAACAUCACUCUUCCUACGAUGGAUGGAGUGUGCGGCUGCUUCUCGAGCACGUCGUCAAGGCCUACGUCGACGAUGGAUACCAGCCGCCGCUGCUGGGCGACCACCUUUCCUUCUCCGCGUUUGCCACCCACGUCCGCCGCCUCAACCGGUCGGCGGCGGCGCUAGCGUUCUGGUCGACGUAUCUCGAGGGCGCCAGGCCGUGUUCUCUUUUCAACUACGACCGUGUGGCCGACCCGCGCAGGUCACAGUCCAUGAAGCGUCGACUGCCGCUGCCUGCACACGAGACACGACCGGGCAGCACCGUGACAACCGCGACGUACAUCGUCGCGGCGUGGGCCACGGUGGUCGGCCGUCUGACCUCUUCACCGCACGAUGUUACGCUGGGAUACACUCUGAGCGGGCGCGCGGGGCCGCUCGCGGGAAUCGAGGGUACCGUCGGCCCGUUGUUGAACAAGAUCCCCUUGCGCAUCCGCGUUGAAGAGGACGAGGGGGAGGACGAGGAGAAGACUGACGAGCCACCGACCUUCUCGGCCGUCGUUGAGGCGACGCAGAGGGCCCUCUUGCUGGUGUCCGAUCGUGCAGACUGUCCUCGAGACUUCAAAGGUUACGUCCCCGGGAACGUCAGGAACCUUCCUCUGGAUCUUGUCGUUCACCCACGGGGCACUUCCGGGGGCGUGGAUCUGCUGCCGGGGGCCUCCAUCGGCUUGCGUGCGUCUGGGGCGCGACUGGUCGCUCCUGCGCCGGGGGCUUUUAGCGUUGAGGUGGUCAUCUCGGACGACGGGAUCGAAGUCGUCGCUCUGUGGGAUGAACGGGCGGUUACAAGGGAGGUAGUCGACGAUACGGUGGAUGAUUUUGCGGCUCUACUUGCGGAAUGA